AUGGCAGUUCAUUCUGGCAAUGAGGCCCUCAUGUGCAAGGUUUUUCCCUUUAGCCUCGGGAUUGUGGCUAUGUGGUGGUUUAAUGCUUUGGAGGAGGGGUCAAUAAAGUCCUUUGAGGAGUUGACGAGGGCAUUCGGAGCAAGGUUUGUAAAAUGUAGUAGAGUCCCUAAGCCCUUUGAUUCUCUUUUGUCCAUGGCCAUGAGGGAGGGUGAGACUUUCAGGACCUACUCAAAUAGAUACUGGGGAACGUACAACGAAAUAGAUGGAAAUUUUGAGGAUGUAGCUGUUAGUACAUUUAAGAUAUUGGAGAAGAUAAAGAGUGAACCAUAUUUUGGAUGGCCCAAUAAGAUGGGUGGGGAUCCUUUCAAGAGGAACCAAAGCCUUUAUUGCCAUUAUCAUCAAGAAAAAGGGUACAUCACAAAGGACUGUAGGACCUUACUGGAUCACUUAGGUCAACUGGUGAAGGCAGGGAGGCUAGGUCAGUUCUUGCAUCAGCCUGUAGGUCAGUUCGGGCAUUCAGGAGCUGGGUAUCAGAGGGAUAGAGCUCCUCGGCUAGCAUUGGUCACAAUUAAUGUGAUUUUCACUAAGCCCAAAGGCGACGUUAGGACCUGUUCAGGGUUCAUGUCUAUGGCUAUGGGCCUUAAUUCAAGAGAUAGGGAUCGGACAUUCAAAAAGGCUAAGGUGGUGGCCACACCCAUUUUAGGUUUUUCAGAGGAGGAUAAGGAGGGGACAUUCCAGCCACACGAUGAUGCCUUGGUAGUAACUAUUAGGAUUGGCGACUAUAAUGUAAAAAAGGUCCUGGUAGACCAAGGAAGUGGAGCGGAGAUCAUGCACCCUGACCUGUAUAAAGGAUUGAAUUUAAAGCCCAAGGACUUGCAGAAGUAUGACUUAUUGUUGAUAGGCUUUGAUGGGAGGAUGGUAGUCCCCCACGGGAUGAUAAGGUUACCUAUGCAGGCUGGGGAUGAGGAAGUGCAAGUCAGUUUCAUUGUUGUGGAAGCCUAUUCCCCUUACACAGCUAUCUUGGCCAGAGCAUAG
Molecule: messenger RNA, 1035 nt
Organism: Quercus lobata
Lineage: Eukaryota; Viridiplantae; Streptophyta; Magnoliopsida; Fagales; Fagaceae
Exons: 2
Coding region: 1-1035 (344 amino acids)
Source: RefSeq, a predicted model, not a curated record